Molecule: messenger RNA, 2324 nt
Organism: Styela clava
Lineage: Eukaryota; Metazoa; Chordata; Ascidiacea; Stolidobranchia; Styelidae
Product: N-acylethanolamine-hydrolyzing acid amidase-like
Biological process (GO): fatty acid metabolic process
Cellular component (GO): lysosome
Molecular function (GO): fatty acid amide hydrolase activity
Source: RefSeq, a predicted model, not a curated record
AAAAACUCUGUGGACUCUGUAAAAAUUUUUUUUUGUGCGAUGACGUCAUUCAAAUUUAAAAUUACGUUUACGUGUCCAUAUAUUUGAGCAUUGCUCUCUUCUAUAAUCUAAGCAUUACACUGAAUGCGUCUCAAAAUGAACUUUUAAGCGGCUUUGGAGAUCAAUACAACAAAGCGUGAUGCCCGUGAUGACUAGGCUAUGUACAAAAAAAUAUGCUUUUAUCGUAUUGAUUGUGGUUUUCUGGGCUAGCGUCUUAUUUUACAAAUAGUCACUUUGUACGUCUAUUUCUGAAGGAUUUUAAGAUAUCUUUCACAAGAUAUCCAGGCGGUAAACAUUGUAAAGAAGGAGUUUUUGAGUGAAAGCGGUGGAAUGGCCAUUUUUUUUAUUACAACAGCAUUGCCAAUUAGUUUUCACUCUUUACUACUUUCACUGUCUGUCUGCAAUAUUUAUUUACUGUGGUAGCGAACUCUUUCUGAUAUCACAGAGUAGGUACAACUGUCAUACAAAAAUAAGAAAUGUUAGAAAUGAAAUUUUCGGGCUUCUUAAAUGUGUUUAUCAUCGCUUUGUGUCUCUGGAAAAGCUCUACGUGCAAAGACGCACUGCCAGCCAAACGUUUCAAAGUAAAUUUAGACGCCGAUCCAUUGGAAAGGUGGGAACCCGUAUUAAAGAAUUUUGAUGCAUCUCUUCUGCGAGAUGUAAUGGACACACUUUUGAAAGAGUACGUCAAAAACAAGGAAUUGAUUGCUUUGGCUGAAGUAAUAGCUAAAGAUCUUGAAAGAUAUUUUCCUCAUCCAUAUGGCGAUGAAAUACGAGGAAUCAGUAACUUUUACAACAUGAAAUUGGGCGACCUCGUACUAGAAAACCUAGCUUAUGACCUAUCAGCAUGGAAUUCAAAUCGUUUCAAGGGUCGAGCUUGUACAAGCAUUGUCACAGUUGAUGAAAAUGGUGGGCUAAUUCACGCGAGAAAUCUUGACUACGUACUUGGAGAUGAAUUGCGGAAGAUAACUGCCGAGAUAGAAUUUCACAAAAGUGGAGAAACUGUAUUUAUUGGAACAACAUACGUUGGCUAUGUCGGGUUGUUGACGGCAGCAAAGCCAAACAAAUUUUCCCUGUCUGGAGAUCAGCGUAACACUGGGUUUCUAUGGGAGAAUAUUUUGGCCGCCUUGGAAAAAUCAUGGCCCACAAUGCUGAUGGCAAGAGAAGUCGUUACAAAGGCUGAUAACUAUGAGUCUGCAAUAGACAUGCUACAAAACGCAAAGACCAUUGCACCGAUGUAUUUCAUAGUGGGUGGACUGAAACCACAAGAAGGGGCCAUAGUAGUUCGGGAUCGAUGGGGAGCAGUCAAUGUUACGAGGAUGAUAGAUACUUCUCAUAAAUGGUUUGUUGUUGAAACAAACUACGACCCUUGGAAGACGCCACCUUCAACAGAUCACAGGAGAGAUGCUGCAGUAAAAUCCAUGAGUGAAUUUGGACAAGAUAAAAUGAAUCCUGAUAAUCUUUAUAAGGUUAUGUCGACACCUCCGGUAUUUAACUCAGAAACAACAUAUACGACAGUAAUGAGUGCCGCAAAUGUGUCUUUAUAUCAUACCAUGAUAAGAUGGGAUCAUCCUACGGAAAACUGACAACUUUUUGAUACCUCCGGAUUACUAAUGUUUUUUCUGUUAUUUUUCUAUAUUUUGUUUCACAUAUAUAUUCCAUUUUACGCAUAUUUUUUUGAUCCAUUUUAUCAUAUACGAUGAUAUACGAUUGAACUCGUAUUUACAAUUUGUGUUGUAAUAUUUAGCUCGUCGGAUCAAUAUAUACUAAUAUUUAGACAUUGAACUUAAAUCAAUUGUGGUUAAUAUUCAAAUUUUAUGAUAUUUGAAUUUGCUUGUAAACACGAAUAAGUAAUUUGAAUAAAUACGGAUACUUAAAUUAAAAUAAUAUAUAUAUUUACCCAACAGUAAAAUAGCAGCGUUUGUUUUAAGAUAUAUAUGUGUUAUAGUGUCUGCUAAUGAUUUUUUGAAAAUAAAUUCAAAAAUAUUAUUUUUUAAUUUUAAUAAAAUCACUUUUCUUUCAUCCAAAGUUUUCCCGAUUAUAAUGACGAGUCCAAACAAAUUUUAUAUAAGGAUACGAUGUCCACCGGCUUUCUUGUUUACUUCUGUAACAUUAGAAAUCCGCUCAGAGACUACUCACAAAGACAGAAUUUCAGGCAUGGCGAUAUAGGCUUACAUCGUUUUCGUGGUUUUUGCUAUUUAUUUGUCAUUUUUUAAUUGUGAUUCCAAAACUUGGGUAUAAAUAAAAUAACUCAAUGGUCAUUUUGGUCUUUUGUGGAGUUUCAGUUU